Molecule: messenger RNA, 1561 nt
Organism: Galdieria sulphuraria
Lineage: Eukaryota; Rhodophyta; Bangiophyceae; Galdieriales; Galdieriaceae
Exons: 3
Coding region: 83-1441 (452 amino acids)
Biological process (GO): vesicle budding from membrane; late endosome to vacuole transport via multivesicular body sorting pathway
Cellular component (GO): multivesicular body; ESCRT III complex
Source: RefSeq, a predicted model, not a curated record
GAAACUAUGAUGACGCAUUACCUACCUUCCUUAGUAGGAAUCCACAUUGGCCGUUGUUCUGGAAUCCCAAAGUCUUCCUCAGAUGACGAGCCAAUCUAGUGUUCGUGACAUGUUGCGAAAAGAAGAGGUUAGAACGGCUUUGUGGAAUACAGUGUUACCAACAACCAGAGAAGUAGACCCGGUCUUAUGGGAUUCAGUAGUCGAGCUGGUAGAAGAGAAGAUUCUGGCAUAUUUAAAAGAGUGUCCUAGACAACAAGCAAAGAAAGAAGAGUUGGAAGUCAACGUUGGAGAAAAGGAAGGCCCUCCAGCGAGUUUUGACCAAGUUAUCAGUUAUUUGAUUGACACAAAAGUUCUGAUUCCAGUGGGAGUUUUCCAACUGGAAAAAGUUGCUGUUCGAGAGACUUGUACUAAUUUCGUUCAAUCUGUCUUAUCUAGUACAGUUAACUAUUCAUUCGGGUUGCUCAAACAAACCUGCAAACCUGUUUUGAGAUGGUGGACAGAUUGGGGAGACGAUGCAGCUUCUACUGUAUUGACGCACAAGUGCUUAUUAGAAGUUCUCGUCAACAAGCUAUGGUGCUUUGUAGAAGAGCAGCGAGAAACUCAUAUUGGUGGGCGUUUUCUGGUGCAAGAAUUGUGUUCCGUUUUCUCGGGUGAUGAGGUUUUAUGUCACCGUUCAUUGUAUGCUUUGGUUCAACAAGGAAAAGCAGUUGUGUAUGAAGUAGAAAAAGAUGUUUUUGGAGUAAAGUUUGGACCUGAUCUAUCUAUUAAAGAGUUUGAUAAGAAUAUUUUUUCAUUGAUACUUCAAAUUACACGACUCGAAAGACAUAUUGACAGCUUGAACCUGAAAUUGUCGAAAGUAGAGGAAAGUUUAAGUACCUGUGCAAAGAGAAUGAGUAGUUUGAAGCGAAAGUCCUCAGGGAGUCAAAGUUACAUGGAUGAAAAAAGGAAAGGAAUUCAACUGCUUCGUAUUCGCAAAUUUUUAGAAAGUAGUAUCGAUAGAAGCUAUCAGCAACUGAGUAAUUUGAAUGAAAUAUUGUAUUCGUCUGAGGCAACAGAGCUAUCACAACAAGCGGCACAAGUGCUAAAGCUUGGAAGAGAUGCUAUGAAUUCCUUAAAAGAAGACCAAGGUUUGGAUAUGAAAGAAGUAGAUGAUGUCUUAUUAGAUCUUCAAGAGCAUAUGGAAGACCAACAAGAAAUAGAUGAUAUACUUGCUGGUUCUAUCAUGACGAAUUCUGAUGAAAUGACAAGUGAGUUGGAAGAGGAUUUGAAUGUAUUGGAAGCGUCUAUAGAAGAGAAGGAAACGCGGCAGCAAAGAGAAGCUUCUGAAUCUCCCAAAGUCAAUGUCGCGAAAACCAUUACGUUGCCAACUUUUCAAAGGGAAGAUGUAAAAGAAGAGAAGGAAAAUCGACCAUUCAGUUAUAUGUUACCCUCACAUUCCUAAGAAAAGUAUUUUAGAAUAUCGUAAUUUGUAUAGUUGCUUAUUCCUUUUCUCAAAAGAGUCAAGGCUUCUUGUCACGACUCUGAUGAACAAAAUUUACCAAGUAAACGACAGUUUUUAUUA